AUGGAUCUUCAAGCCACUUUGGAUCUCCUUGCCGGGUGCGACAUUCAAUUCCGCCGUGAGACCCGACUCGACAUCGCCCUGGUCAAGAAUCUGCCCAUUGCCCUGAUUUUCCUCCCGGCCGCGGACAUUCCCACCUUCGUCGGUGAAGGUCGAGUCGACUUGGGUAUCACGGGCCGGGACCAGGUUGCGGAGCACGAUGCGCAGCUACCGCCCGGGGAGACGUCAGGCGUGGAGGAGGUCCUGGACCUGGGAUUCGGCGCGUGCAAGCUCCAGGUGCAGGUGCCGCAGAAGGGAGACAUCACCGAGGCCAAGCAGCUGGUGGGCAAGAACGUGGUGACCAGCUUCACGGCCUUGACGCAAGCCUUCUUUGCGAAGCUGGAGGGAGUGAGCGAUGCCAGCAGUCUGAGCACCAAGAUCAAGUACGUGGGUGGAAGUGUCGAGGCGGCGUGUGCAUUGGGUGUCGCCGACGGCAUUGUCGAUCUGGUCGAAUCCGGCGAGACGAUGAAGGCUGCGGGGCUCAAGGCCAUCGACACUGUUGUUGAAAGCACAGCGGUGCUGGUCAAGUCCAAAAACACAAAGAACGAGCUCGUAGAGCUUAUUGCGUCUAGAAUCCGCGGUGUCAUCACUGCCCAAAAAUACGUCCUUUGCCAGUACAACAUUCCGCGCGAGAAGCUCGCCACAGCAUGCAAGAUCACGCCGGGCAAGCGGGCACCGACGGUGACCGCCCUGGAAGAACCCGGCUGGGUUGCCGUCAGCUCGAUGGUGGAGAAGAAGACCAUUGCGACGGUGAUGGACGAGCUGACUGCUGUGGGUGCGACGGAUAUUCUGGUAUUGAACAUUGCCAACUCCCGAACGGGAUGA
Molecule: messenger RNA, 861 nt
Organism: Rasamsonia emersonii CBS 393.64
Lineage: Eukaryota; Fungi; Ascomycota; Eurotiomycetes; Eurotiales; Trichocomaceae
Product: ATP phosphoribosyltransferase
Exons: 4
Coding region: 1-861 (286 amino acids)
Biological process (GO): L-histidine biosynthetic process
Cellular component (GO): cytoplasm
Molecular function (GO): magnesium ion binding; ATP phosphoribosyltransferase activity
Source: RefSeq, a predicted model, not a curated record